UAAGAUUGGUCGCAGUUGGCUCGGCGCUUAUGCGUUUUGUGGUGGUAUUAUGCGCUGAAGUCUCCCCAAUUACAAAGUGGUGUCGUCUUUUGGUGGCCGGUCGAGUGCGUGUUGCCGACAGUUUUGUGUGAUCGGGCGAUUGGGUAGGGUUUGUUCCCGAUUGACGGUAUCACUUGCGCACAAAUUGCUCGGAGAAAUCCCUCGUCAGUGAGAUGGAAUGCUUGGUUGCAGCUUCCUCCCGUGUUCGUUCGACAACGCUAGAUAUCCACGGGCACAAGCUCCGACUGAGCCAUGGAAUUAUCCCUUUCCGUCUUCUUGCUCAGUUCCGUCCGAGCGCAUCUCCUUCCCGGCGGAAGCUGCACGGGACCCCCCGCUACCCACGCCGCGCCAAGCUGCCGCCUGACCCAGGAACCUCCCGGUUGCCAUCCGAGAUGGUCGAUGGCGGUGCUCGGCCACUCGACGACGUUCGGGAUGGGGACGAGAAACACACGGCAGAAUUGUCCGUGGACAAUGCGGAGUGGAGCCCCGAAGAGCUUGAGGCAAUCUCCGCCCUCUUCGAACGGCCGAUGCUGCAGAAGGCCCCGAAGCCCGUGAAAGAGCGGCCGCUGCCGCUCCCCUCGCCUUACGAGAUCCGUCCCUCGAGGGUUCCAACGCUAAAGCGUCACGUCCGGUCAGCCUCCCGCUCAGUGCUGGCGCCGCGGUCUUCUUUCGCCGAUCGGGUGCACAAGAAUCCGGAAGCUCUCAUCGGCAUCGCUAGGGAGAUCGCGGCUCUUCCCGCCGACAGCGACGCCUGCGAGGUGCUCGACCGGUGGACUAGGUUCCUUCGGAAGGGCUCUCUUUCGAUGACGAUUCGAGAACUGGGUCACAUGGGCCUCCCCGAGCGAGCCCUGCAGACCCUGUGCUGGGCGCAGAAGCAGCCUUCGCUGUUCCCCGACGAUCGAACCCUUGCUUCGACGGUCGAAGUCUUGGCCAGAUGCGGCCAGCUGCGAAUGGAGUCGGAGAUGGGCAAAUAUCUCAACUCCGCCAGUCGCACCGUGAUCGAAGCCAUGGCCAGGGGUUUCCUGAGAGCGGGACGCCUGCACCGCGCGCGCAAGAUCCUGCUAUUCGCCAAGGACAACAAACGAACACUCGACCCGAGCAUCUACGCGAAGCUGAUCGCGGAGGCUGGCAAGACUCCGGAUGGCUACAGGCUCGCGUCGGCAGUGCUGGACGAGCUCGGCGAGAGAGACGACUUUGAUCUGGAGCCGCAGGACUGCACAGCCAUAAUGAAGGUCUGCAUCAAGCUUGGGAGGUUCGAAGCCGUGGAGAAUCUGUUCAGCUGGUACAAGCAGAGCGGAAGGAAUCCCACUGUGGUGAUGUACACGACGGUCAUACACAGCAGAUACUGCGAGAAGAAGCACCGGGAAGCUCUGGCUUUGGUGUGGGAGAUGGAGAGCUCAGGCUGCCUCCUGGAUCUCCCAGCUUACAGGGUAAUGAUCCGGCUACUGGUUGCUAUGAAUGAUCUAGCGAGAGCCGCUCGGUACUUUUCAAAGUUGAAGGAUGCUGGCUUCUCUCCCACCUGCGACAUCUACCAUGACAUGAUCAAGGUUUAUGCAGCUUCAGGGAGGUUGGCUAAGUGCAGGCAGGUGCGUAAAGAAGCAGAGAUGACUGGAUUGAGGUUGGAUGAGAGGACAUUGUCUCUGCUUUCGGAGAUGGAAUCAGAUGCUUCUGCAUGAGAAUUGGAGACUAGAUGGCAAAGGAACAGUGACAGAGACUACCAAAGGGAGCCCAAUAGGUACCAUCUACCUAACAUUUUUAAUUUAAUUUGGCAACAUCAUAUGCUUAUUACGUAUGUGUAUAUUGGAAAUUAACUUUAUUAUGUGCCUAUGAUUAUGGUGUAUCGAAAUUUAUUAUAUAUAUAUGCUUUCCAUGAGCAGUCGUUUUGGUGAACUCAUCGCAGAAAGGUAGUAAGAAAUCAUGAAUGCGACAUUAAGAUGCUCUCUGACAUUGACGACAAUUUUUAUAGGCUAUUGUAAGCAUGCGUUGUAAAACGCACUCUGAGCUUAAUUUGGACUCAUAUGUUAGUCUAAAUAGUCGAUUCAUAAGUGUAUUGACAGUAUUUAAUGAGUCAUAAUUUGAACAUGCUUAUUUGUAUAUUGUUAAUCCGCCACUGUCAGACCAACUCUUAUAACCAUAGUCUAUGUUGCGACUAACUAAGAAAUUAGAGUCUUAACUUUUUCCCUGCAUACUAAGCAAUUGGAGCCGAUACCACAUGAAGCAACAUGUCUUAUACUAUUCCAAGUUGAAGGAAAUGUACCCAAUUAUCCAUGAUAUAUAUAGUAAAUCACCUCCAUCAUCAUAGUAGACAUCCAAGCAAGUCCAUGGAGGCCAGUUUGGAUCAGUUUUAAUACAUUACAU
Molecule: messenger RNA, 2397 nt
Organism: Musa acuminata subsp. malaccensis (wild Malaysian banana)
Lineage: Eukaryota; Viridiplantae; Streptophyta; Magnoliopsida; Zingiberales; Musaceae
Source: RefSeq, a predicted model, not a curated record